Molecule: messenger RNA, 3561 nt
Organism: Linum trigynum
Lineage: Eukaryota; Viridiplantae; Streptophyta; Magnoliopsida; Malpighiales; Linaceae
Source: the annotation of a GenBank genome assembly
GUUGCUUUUUUGUUUGGUAAAUGACAAAACUAAAAUUUUAAGCUACGGUAAAAAAAACUUAGCGUUGCUUUUAGUGUUAAAAGCAUUGAUUUUUUUUUUGUCAAAAUAAAAAAGGAAAAACAGAACGACAAAAGAGGCUACUGGAGACACCUCAAUCCUCACCUUCUUCUUCGUUCCGCCUUCUUCGCCCUUCAUCUUCUCUCCAACUCCGCAAGUCACGAACGCUCCCAAACAAUGAAUUGGGCAAUUGAUUUGUCCCGCCAAAACCCAAGCACAGAAUCAAAAAGAAGGCGGGAUAAUCAUAGGCGAUGUUGGGCGGGUGGGCAAUUAGAAUUUUUUAGACCUAAUUAAGUUCUCAUACUGCGCCCGACUCCUCCUUCCACCAAAAUCAUCUCCGCGUGUAUUAUCCCGGCGACGACAAGUUUGUCUUCUUUCCCUGAGGUCCCCGCGCGACAACUCGCAACAUCCCAGGUUAGUUUUCACUGUAGUUCACUUGCGUUUAGGGUUAGUUCACUUCGGUUCCGGUUUAGUAAAGCCAGCGGCCUUUUUGUUCGUGCAGCUUUAGUGUUGCGUGGCCUGGUGGAGCAGUUGUUAUAACAGGCUGUUUUUACCACCUAUUAAUUACACGAGUGGAUAGAUUUAGUUUUGAAUAGUUGUCAUGCUAAAAUAGUUCAAUCUUUGAAAUAAGCAUUUGGCAGUGCAGAUGUUGUUGAUUUUAAAGUUAGAGAGUGUCACAGCAGAGGUGGUCUAGCCAACGGACUAUUGAGAUGGUUUUCCCCCACUAAUACACUGUGCUGCAGACGUCUAUAGCUAGAAAAUUGCAGGUGGAUAGGUGUAAAACUACUUUGUUUCCUGUCUAGAAAAUUGGGGGUGGCUAGAAAAUUGUAUAAGAAUACUUUAUUUACUGUCUGCUGCAUUUUUAAGAAUCGCUGUAUUAUUGUUUGCUGUCUGUUCCAUUUGUAAUAGGUGGAUUAUGAACAUCCGAGUGCCAUUUGCAGGUGGAUAGAAGAGUAAAAAUAGAAAAUUCACUGCUUCCUUGUGAAGAUGAAUCGACUGUUGAUGCACUGGGAAUGGCUGAUGAACUUUUGGAAAAGUGACAAGGCUGCGGUAUGGUUUUAGGAUUUCAAGGAACCUCUGGUUUGUUUUUACUAGCCUUUUUCUUUUUAAUUAGGAAAGGUUGUAUGUAGUAUUAUGUUUAUUUACAACAUACCUGCAUGUAGUGGAAGACCUUCUUCAUAUAUUGAACUUGUUUCAAUCAUUACAACAUAGAGAAGAAGUAGCAAAAAAUAACCGAAGCCAGAUGACAUCAACACACACCUUGGGAUCAUCUGGUUAUGCUAACAAGAAGGAAGAAAUGAAAGAAUCCAGACCAGAUAAGUCAGAGCCAACUGAAGCUGAGGUUUAUGUUGCUGCCCAUGUACAUCGUGAUGGGACUCCAUUGACUGCAAAAGUUACAGAGGUCAUUGAGAAAAUUGCUGAUGGUACGGGAGGAGAUGACCCUCUUACACUUGUCUUAGGGGAAAAUAAGUGUAAAUAUCGGCCUAGGACAUUUGGAUUAGCACCAGCUUGGGCUGUGAGAAACUCUCGCAAGUCAAUCAUAAAGACGGCAUUGGAGGUCCAAAGAAAUGCAGAUGAAAAAGUGGUGAAAGUACAAGAAGAUAUGAAACAAAUGGAAGCUAGACAUCAAGAUGAGAUGAAUCAGAUGAAAGCAGAACAAGUCAGAAUCUUCACUAUCCUUGAGAAGAUGAAUCCAAAUGCACUGUUGAAUUCAACAAGUGAUUUGAAUACUUCGCCUAAUGUUGCUGGAGAUGAACCGAGUUUGGAUCACACAAGACAUGUGGAUGAUGAAGGCAUUCACAAUGAUGACUCAUCUACCCAGGAUGCCUACAAUUUAGGAGUUGGUUCAUUCGUCUCGAUGUUACAAUCUCCACCUAGAAGAGUUGAUAUCACACCAAGAAAUGUACCAAAUAGGAAUGCUAGCCGUACUGAUUCACCACUACAUCUCUCUCCAUCUGUUCCAAAUGCACUUUCCAUAGGAAGAUCAAUGGAAAUGUCAGAUGUUGGUGGAGUGCGCAUUUCUGAAAAUUUGAUUUCAUCUCAAGGGAAUGAGUUUGAAAAUAAUGUUGGUGGAUUUGUUGAUUCUGAUCCUUGUAGUCAGGUAAUAUAUAUUGUCUUUAGCUUAUAUUGUAAUGCACAAGACACAACUAGCUAGGGCGGACCAUGCAUCAACCCGUUCUUCCCCAUAUAGUGUUCCAUUUUUCUUAGUUAUGCCUUGCUUCAUUAGUUGAUAUUCAUAUCGUUGGGACAUAGCACCUAAGCUUGUUUUUUACCCUUUCGCUGUCAUUAGUUCCAUAAUGAACUUUAUAAGUUUUAAGUUUUUCUUCUUUUCGGCUUAAUUGCAAGUUUGGUCACCCGAAUUGCUUAAAAAUUUCACGUUUGCCACCCGAAUUGAUUUAUUCCAUUUAUAGUCACUCGAAUUAGUUCAACAGUCCAAGUUCGGUCACUCUCCGUUAACCUCCGUUAGACUCCGUUAAUGACGGCCGUUAAGUGAUGACGUGGCUAACGGAAAGACACAGUCAGCACAUUUAAACAUUAAAAAAAGUCGACCUGACACGACCCGCCAACUCAGCCUUACCCGCCAACUCAGCCUUACUUGCCCAACCCAAGAACCAACCCAAUUAAUUCACCCUAAACCCAGACCCGAGACCCAACCCCCCUGAAUCCAGCCCUCUCCUAUAAGUCUACCCCCUCAGAAAUGAAUCCCUAACCAUCUGUUCUCUUCCUCUUUGCGAGAAUCGCCCCAUCCCCAUCCCCAUCCAUCUCUUCCUUUCCUCCUCCUCUCACUUCACCUCUACCAAUGGCGGCUCCCUUCUGUCACUGUGGAGAGCCAACAGAUCUAAAGACGAGCUGGACUGAGGCGAAUCCAGGAAGAAGGUUUUAUGGAUGCAGCAGAUAUGGGGUAAGGUUCAUCCACCAUUGUUUUCUUUUUAGUGUUACAAUUCGACUAUUAUGCCGCCUUUUUCAUCCUUCUAUUUUUUUCUGUAGAUGGUGUGUAGACAAAUGGAGCAUGUAACUACUUCAGAUGGCUUGACCCAGCCCUUGAUGAGCAUAUGAGAAAAGUGUUGCUAAAUUUUCAUCGUCGAAUGCGGGAGCUAGAGAAGAGGCAAAACAAGGAGGUGUCCAAGUUUGAUCGGAAAAUGGUGUCGUUCAUCAUUUUAGGAGCUAUUGUAUUUUUUUUUGUUUUGGAUAGGAAAGUGAUAAGUCGUCUGUGUAGCUGUAGGUGUUGUAAUCUGUUGAUGUGUAGCUAGUGAAGUGCUAAAUUAUUCCAUGUAUGGUCACUUGAAUUGCUAAUUAGAAACAUGUUUGGUCACUUGAAUUCCUAAUGCAUUCCACAUUUGGUCACUUCAAUUGCGAUUUUGUUUCAUGUUUGGUCACUGUAAUUGCUAAUUCAAAACAUGUUUGGUCACUUGAAUUGCUAAUUCAUUUCAUGUUUGGUCACUGGAAUUGCUAAUUCAAAACAUCUUUGGUCACUUAAAUUGCUAAUCAAUUCCAUGUUUGGUC